UUGAUGCCCCCAGGACAGCCCCGCUCUGGAGUCAAGCCAACAUCCAAUGUGUACUCCUCCCUCCUCAGCAGCCGCUGCCAGGCUGGGGAGCACUCGGCCUGCUUCACGGAGCUCAGAAAGAACUUUGUGAACACUCGCCCAGCCAAGCUUAAGAACUUAAUCCUGCUGGUCAAACACUGGUACCGCCAGGUGCAGACACGGGCUGUGCGCGCCACACUACCCCCCAGCUACACCCUGGAGCUGCUCACCAUCUUUGCCUGGGAGCAAGGCUGUAGGAAUGACGCCUUCAGUCUGGCCCAAGGGCUCCGGACUGUCCUGGCCUUGAUCCAACACAACAAGCACCUCUGCAUUUUCUGGACGGAAAACUACAGCUUUGAGGACCCUGAAGUUGGGGAGUUCUUGGGAAGGCAGCUUAAGAGACCCAGGCCCGUGAUCCUGGAUCCAGCCGACCCGACGUGGGACGUGGGCAAUGGGACAGCCUGGAGCUGGGAUGUGCUGGCCAAGGAGGCUGAAUCCAGCUUUAGCCAGCAGUGCUUCAAGCAGGCCUCAGGAGUCUUUGUGCAACCUUGGGAGGGGCCAGGCCUUCCACAUGCUGGGAUCUUGGAUUUGGGCCACCCAAUCCAUCAAAGGCCUAACCAGGCCCUGGCAGACAACAAAGGCCACCUUGCUGUUCGACCAAAGAAAGGGAGCCUAAAGCCUUCAAAUUCAGCUCCAGGACUCCCAGAAGCAGCCACCAAGAUCCCUGCUAUGCCAAACCCAAGAGUCAACAAAACUCGAAAGAGCCUCAAGAAAGCAACACACCCAAUGACUGUCAGUGAGACAGUCUCAAGUCACGUUCUGAUCACCCAGGGCAUGACAUCCUCAAACACGCCUCCUGGCUGCUCUAGCAUCUCCAGGGCUGGGUCAGGGACAGGUCCAGAUCUGUCACAGAUCCCUAGCAAGGAUCUAGACUCCUUCAUCCAGGACCACCUUAGGCCGAGUCCCCAGUUCCAGCAGCAGGUGAGGCAGGCCAUCGACGCCAUCUUGUGCUGCCUCCGGGAGAAGUGUGUAUACAAAGUCUUGAGGGUCAGCAAGGGUGGGUCUUUCGGCCGUGGCACGGAUCUCAGGGGCAGCUGUGAUGUGGAGCUUGUCAUCUUUUAUAAAGCUCUUGGGGACUUCAAGGGCCAGAAGUCCCACCUGGCAGAGAUCCUGUGUGACAUGCAGGCCCAGCUGCAGCGCUGGUGUCAGAACCCGGUGCCUGGACUGAGUAUCCAAUUUAUUGAACAGAAGCCCAAUGCUCUGCAACUCCAGCUGGUGUCCACCGACCUCAGCAGUCCGGUAGACCUCAGUGUGCUACCAGCUUUUGAUGCUGUGGGGCCACUGAAGUUCGGCACCAAACCUCAGCCCCAGGUGUACUCCUCCCUCCUCAGCAGCAGCUACCAGGCCGGGGAGCGCGCAGCCUGCUUCGCAGAGCUCCGAAGGAACUUCAUAAACACUCGCCCUCCCAAACUUAAGAGCCUGAUGCUACUGGUCAAACACUGGUACUACCAGGUUGUCACACGAUAUAAAGGAGGAAAGGCAGCAGGCCAUGUUCUGCCCACAGCCUACGCCCUGGAGCUCCUGACCAUCUUUGCCUGGGAACAAGGCUGUGGAGAACAAAAGUUCAGCCUGGCUGAAGGCCUGCGCACUGUCCUAAGGCUGAUCCAGCAGCACCAGUCACUCUGUAUCUACUGGACGGUCAACUACAGUGUGGAGGACCCAGCCAUUAAAGCACACCUUCUCGGCCAGCUUCGGAAAGCUAGGCCUCUAGUCCUGGACCCUGCAGAUCCCACCUGGAACAUGGGCCAGGGCAACUGGAAGCUGCUAGCUCAGGAGGCAGCUGCCCUUGGAUCACAAGUCUGCCUUCAGAGUGGGGAUGGGACUCUGGUGCCACCCUGGGAUGUGAUGCCAGCCCUCCUUCACCAGACUCCGGCUGAGGACCUGGACAAGUUCAUCAGUGAAUUUCUCCAGCCCAACCGCCAUUUCCUGACUCAGGUGAAGAGAGCAGUGGACACCAUAUGUUCCUUCCUGAAAGAAAACUGCUUCCGGAAUUCUACCAUCAAGGUGGUCAAAGUGGUCAAGGGUGGAUCUUCUGCCAAAGGCACUGCUCUACAAGGGCGCUCGGAUGCUGACCUGGUGGUGUUCCUCAGCUGCUUCCACCGGUUCUCUGAGCAAGGCAGCCAUCGGGCAGAGAUCAUCUCAGAGAUCCAGGCUCAGCUGGAGGCCUGUCAGCAGACGCAUAGCUUCGAUGUCAAGUUUGAGAUCUCCAAGAGGAAGAACCCCCGAGUGCUCAGCUUCACGCUGACAUCGCAGACGCUGUUGGACCAGAGCGUGGACUUUGAUGUGCUGCCAGCCUUUGAUGCUCUUGGCCAGCUGAGGUCUGGCUUUCCACCUGAUCCCCAAGUGUACACCGACCUCAUCCACAGCUACGGUAAUGCGGGAGAGUUCUCUACCUGCUUCACCGAGCUGCAGAGGGACUUCAUUAUCUCCCGUCCCACCAAACUCAAGAGCCUGAUCCGGCUGGUAAAACACUGGUACCAAGAGUGUAACAAGACGGUCAAGGGGAAGGGUUCCUUGCCCCCCCAGCAUGGGCUGGAGCUCCUGACUGUGUACGCCUGGGAGCAAGGCAGCCAGAACCCCCAGUUCAACAUGGCAGAGGGCUUCCGUACUGUUCUGGAGCUGAUUGGCCAGUACCAUCAGCUGUGCGUCUAUUGGACCAUCAACUACAGUGCAGAAGACAGGACCAUCGGUGACUUCCUGAAGAUGCAGCUUCAGAAGCCCAGGCCUGUCAUCCUGGACCCAGCUGACCCGACAGGCAACCUGGGCCACAAUGCCCGCUGGGAUCUGCUUGCCAGAGAGGCUGCAGCAUACACAUCUGCCCUGUGCUGCGUGGACAGGGAUGGCAAUCCCAUCAAGCCAUGGCCAGUAAAGGCCUCUGUGUGAAGUCCAGAAAGAUCAGUGGUCACACCACCUGAUAAAAAGUGACAACAGCCCUCAACAAGAGAUACUCAGAGUAUCUGGAUAGAAGUGUGUGUGUGUGUGUGUGUGUUGUAUUUGUCUAUAUGUGUAUAUCUGUGGUGUGUCUGUGUGUCUGUAUGUGUGUCUGUGUAUUUGUGGGUGUCUAUAUGUGUCUGUAUAUGUGUGUGUGUAUGUAUGUAUGUACAUGUGUCUCUGUGUGUGUGUCUGUUUGUGUAUAAUGUGUCUAUAGGUGAAUCUGGGUGACUAC
Molecule: messenger RNA, 3244 nt
Organism: Mastomys coucha (southern multimammate mouse)
Lineage: Eukaryota; Metazoa; Chordata; Mammalia; Rodentia; Muridae
Gene: Oas3
Product: 2'-5'-oligoadenylate synthetase 3
Exons: 14
Coding region: 4-2961 (985 amino acids)
Biological process (GO): regulation of ribonuclease activity; negative regulation of viral genome replication; defense response to virus
Cellular component (GO): cytosol; membrane; nucleoplasm
Molecular function (GO): 2'-5'-oligoadenylate synthetase activity; double-stranded RNA binding
Source: RefSeq, a predicted model, not a curated record